Messenger RNA from Heterostelium album PN500, 3999 nucleotides. RefSeq names its product PHD zinc finger-containing protein. Gene Ontology annotation, molecular function: protein binding. Gene Ontology annotation, biological process: regulation of transcription by RNA polymerase II. The record is from RefSeq and is a predicted model, not a curated record. The transcript is spliced from 8 exons. Lineage: Eukaryota; Evosea; Eumycetozoa; Acytosteliales; Acytosteliaceae. Bases 1 to 3999 code for a protein of 1332 amino acids.
AUGGGAAGGAAAAAGAGAGCUCAUAGAUUGAGUAUUGAUGCAAUACAAAACGGUGUUGUUGCUACUGCUGCUAGUGGUGUAUCUUUAACAUCACCGUUAUCUUCCUCUGUUGCUACUCCUAAUCGUCCUGCUAGCGAUGUUCCAACGACAACAACGACAACAACAACAUCCACUACAGCUAUACCAUCUACACCGUCUACACCGUCUACACCAAUAAAACCUACAGCUGCUCCUGUAUUUAAAACACCUGGAGUUAAAAGGCAUGGAAUGAAUGGUCAUAGUCAUAGUCACAAUCAUAAUCAUAAUCAUCAUGACAGUUGUAUAUCACCUCGAAACAAACAAAAGAUAACACCUCAUAAAGAUAAUAAUCAUCAUAACAAAGAUAGCAAUAACAAUAAUAGUAAUAAUAAUAAUAAUAAUAAUUUAAAUAAUAGGUUUAAGAAUAUAGCAAAUACAGUCUCAGACGAAUGUGAUCAAGACGAGACAGAUAACAACUUACCUUCAUUUUCAAUCAAGUUGGUAGAUUUAAAACUACCAAUCUUCAAUAACGAAUCAGAUAACUAUAAUGAAGUACUUGAACAUUCACAAUCAGUUAAAGUUAUAUUACCAGAUGAAAACAUAAAUAAUAUCAAUAAUAUUUUAAAUAAUAAUAAUAAUAAUAGGUUUAAAAAGACAAAUAAUAAUAAUAAUAAUAUAGUUACGAAUAAUCAUCAACAACAACAACAUCAUCAUUUACCGAAUGAAAAAGAAUAUAGUCAGAGAUUUAGAUAUUUAAAAGAGAAUCAGAAUGAAUUACAUCAGGCAUCGUAUAGAGAGGUGGCAGAAGAUCGAUCAACUGCACCCUUUCAGAAACCAAUCAACUUUAUCAUCUAUAAAGAGCGAUCCGGUGAAGAGUUGGACGCUGCCAUAGAGUAUGACAUGGAUAGUGAAGACGAACAAUGGUUGGAAGCAUACAACAAGAACUCUGCAACCAACCACACAGAAGAUGAAUUCGAAAUGACAAUCGAUCGUUUAGAAAAAGAAACUUUUCAAUAUAAACAAGAGACAGGAAGUGAUAUGUUUCCACAUUUCAGUUCGAUAGAAGCAGAGGAUGUAUGUUCAGUGUGCUUCGAUGGCACAUCAGACGAUACCAAUCAAAUUGUUUAUUGUGAUGGGUGCGACAUUGCAGUACAUCAAGAGUGCUAUGGUAUUCGUUUGAUUCCUGAAGGUCAUUGGUUUUGUCAGAAAUGUGAAUCACCUGCCAAAGCAACUAUUUCCUGUCGUCUUUGUAAUAUGAAGAACGGUGCAUUGAAACAAACGGUCGAUGGCGAGUGGGUACAUUUAGUGUGUCUCUUGAAUAUACCGGAAAUCAAUAGAUUGGCAAAGACAGGAGUUGGAAAGGAAAAAGUUGGACCAUCACAAAUAUUUAAUCAAAUACCAAAGAAGAGAUUCAGAUUGAAAUGCACCGUUUGUAAAAAGAAAGGUGGUGCAUGUAUCCAGUGUCGUGAGCGAAACUGUGCAGUUGCUUUUCAUCCUUAUUGCAUAAAGAAACAGCAACGAGACAGCUUCCAAGAGAAUCCAACUCCACAUUUGAUCUUUUGUAAAAAACAUUUUAAACAAUUACAUAGAGCAAAAGACUAUCAAGAGGAGAAGAAGAUCGAAGAUGAAAAUGACGAUUCAAUAUCAGAGAGUGAGAGUGAAAGUGAAUCUAGCAGUAGCAGUGAAGAGAGUUAUAGCGAAGAGGAGGAGGAGGAAGAAGAUUCAGCUGAUGAAAGUGAAGAGGAACAUGAGAGUGAAGAUGAAGUACAGGUUGAAACACCAAAGAAAAGAGGCAGACCAUUCAAGAGUAAAGCAUCUCAGCUGAAGCGAAUGGAACAAUUGGCAACUGCAGCUGCACUAAGUGAACAAGGUAUUGUGAUAACCCCCAGGAAAAGAGGAAGACCUUUAAAGAAUCAAGAAACUAAAGCAAUAAUCGAGAGACAACUACAGUUACUAAAGACACCAACAAAACAACAACUACAACAACAAGUUCAACUACAUACACCAAACAAACAAAAACAAAUACAAACUCCAACCAAACAAUCAAAGAUUGAUAAAGUAUCACCAGAGAAACCCAACAAGAUUCAAACAGAAACAGGUAUCACAGCAAAGAAAGCAGGUUUGAUUUCACUAAAGAAAGCAUUUCUGAGAAUUAAACCACCUUCACCUCGAUUCUUGCAGGCAGUCUAUGAGUAUUGGGUCAAGAAGCGUAUCAGUCGAAGUGGAUUGGCUUUGAUCAAGCGAUUUCAACCAUCUAUUAUCUACAGUCUACGCUCCACUCUUCACUCUACAGAAGCAGGUCCGAAUACACCUUCCGAUUUCAAUCAUUUGCUCAUGUUGAGAAAGGAUUUGGAAAGAGUCAGAACUAUUUUGGAGGUACUCAAGAAACGUGAGAAAUUGAAACGUCUCUACUACCAAAACGUGAAACGAAUUGUCGAUCUCUAUGCCAUCAGUGACUAUCAUUACUAUCAAACAGUCAUUGACUACCUAAUUGAUAUCGAUCAAUUCCUGCCGUUUGUCGAACCGGUCACCGAGCUACAGGCACCAAACUACUUUAGCGUAAUCUCACAUCCAAUGUGUCUGACCAAUAUCGAGCAAAAGAUAAGACUCUACCAAUAUGAAACAAGUCAAGAGUUCUUUAAAGAUUUAUUAUUGAUUUGUUCAAAUUCACAGUUAUAUAAUAACUCCAAAACUAUUGUAUAUAAAUCAUCAAAACUAUUGGAGAAUAUUGUAUCGAAACUACAGCAAAACUAUGAUCCAAAUAUGUCGAGCGAAACCAUUUCGAAAUUGAUUAACGACAUAAUCAAUCCUACGAAUCAGCCAACAGCAUCAACAGCCACCACCACCACGACAACCACUACCAACAGCACAACCACAAAUGCCAACAAACGAAUUAAACUCGACAACACACCCGCUACACCAACUAGUAGCAGAAGCAGCAGGGCCUCUCUCAGAUCAAACAGAAUCAACUCUACUCCCACACCUGUUGUGCCAACUGUGCAAGCCAAACCCAUUCGACCUAUUCAAUCAAUACCUACACCUGCGUCUCCACCAUCACCACCAGCUGCACCUGCACCUGCGCCUUCACCUCCAAUAACCUCAACUAUAACUUCACCUUCUCCAACUUUUAAACCAUUUUCACUUAGAAGAAAAGUUCUAUCAACCACCGCUGCACAACUUCCACCAAUUCCAAUGUUACCACCUAUAGAAGAGUUAAUUGAUGUUCCCAAAGCUUUAUCGUUCGAUCCCAUGGAUACCAGUGGUGACUCAUCCACCCAACCAGUAUCUCUUGAGAAAGCAGAUGAAUGUAUUUUGGAAGAAGAUUCAACGAUCAACACAAAACCAACUUCACCAUCGACACCAAAAUUUGUUUCACUCGUUCGAAAACUCAGAUCACCAAAGCCAAAUAGUUCACUGCAGCAGCAACAACAAUCACCCCAAGACUUUUCAAUGCUUGACGAAUCAAAUGAGGGUGAGGAAAUUACAACUAAAGAGGUGGCAGAAGUGUCGACAACAACACAAGAAGAAGAAGAAGAAGAAGAAGAAUCGAUCAUCGUUGACAAGGAAUUGAUCGAUGAAGAAUCUAUAAUACAAGACGAACCAAUACAAGAGGAAUUGAUCGAUGAGGAAUCUACUAUUCAAGAAGAGCCAACCAAUGCACAAGAGGAAUCGACCAAAGCUCAACCCAAGGAUGAAUCACCAACAACCGAAAGCAAUAACGGUUCAAAGAAAACAGUACAAAAGCAAGAACUUUUAAAGAUUUUGAAUAUGCUAUCAAGUGCUGAUUGUAGUAAACAAGGCUUUUUCAAAGUUCGUGGACGUGAAUGUGGAAUCAGAGACACAGUCAAACAUCUUGAUCAUAUCAGCUUGAGAAUUAGUAGGGACCACUACAAAUCAUAUGAACAAACAAGUUAUGAUAUUUAUUGUGCACAGAAUGUAUGGUCAAAGUUAUUGAAGAGUAUCAAGAUUGAUCGUGUAUAA